AUGGCAGCAGGUCCUGUUGACAUCAGAGAGGUUGAACGCCCGCAUGUUCUGCCGAAGCCAGCGAUCUGGCAGUGCCCUCGUUUGGAGAAGCUGCUGCCAAAGACUUUGCAAGAAGAUCGUGGCAUGAUGCAGGCUUGGGACAAGGGCCGCAGACUGGCGAAGACCGUCUCUCUGCAGGGGCCCUGGCCUGGCGAGGCGACGGUGAAAUCAAAGAGCUGCGAUGAGCCGCGCUCUGUGGACCUGGUGCGAUGCUGUUGCAGCUGCCCCAGCACCCAUGCCUUCUGUGCGCACCUGCUUGCUGCGACACUGGCCGCGGAAGAGUCCGGUGAUGUGGAGGCCUGUGGGCGAAUGGCUUUUCUCAGCCACAUGCACCACCUUGCGCGGGGAAAGCAGCGUCGAAUUGAGAUGGCUGCAGAAGUAUCGGCCGGAGCAGUUGCAGCCUUGCUCCCCAUGGCCAGUGAGGCCGCCCUGUGUCGCUGGGCGCUGCUGUCCCUGUUGGCGCUGUGCCAGCGGCAGCCACCCACGGCCUCAGUGAUGUCAAGUCCUGGAUCCGUGCUAUGUUUCCGGCUGGGUGAGAAGGCCGAGGAAAUCCAAACAGCCUCGCAAGCCGCCGUCUUGAUCGACUCUCUGGUCCAGGAGCUAGGAAAGUCCACCCCCUGCGCCUCGCUGACUUUGGCGGCUGCUUCGGCGGCCGCGGAACGCUUACUGCUCACUGCUGCGCAAGAAAAAAGAGAGAGAUGUUUUGUGAAUGGCCUUUGUGAGAUCGCGAGGGCUUUCGUGUUCCUGCCGCAGUCGAAUCGACAUGUGGCUCAAGACAGAAACAACUUCGGCGACGAGGCAUCGAACCCGCUCGAGUUUAGUUUCACUGACGUUUCCACGAGCACGACCACGCGGCCCGGGACUUGCGACGUAAAGCUUCUGUCGGUGGUGCAGUCCCUGGGCGUCGCAGUUGACGAAGCAUUCAAAAUCGCAUGCGAGCCCUGUCGCCAAGAAGCAGUGCAGUGCGACUCGGAAGGCAGGGUGGUGGCCAUGAAUUUGCAACACAAAGACCUGAACGGGCACCUGCCACCAGACCUCAGCGACUUGGGCCAGCUUCGCAAACUGAGGCUCGGCUUCAACCGUCUCACCGGGCCGAUCCCAAAGGAACUGGGCCUUUGUUCAAACCUGGAGCUGCUUCAGCUCAAAAGAAAUCAGCUCUCGGGGUCCCUCCCAAGAGAGCUGGGGCAGCUCAGGAAACUACAGAGAUUCGAUGCCUCUAGCAACAAUCUCUCUGGCAAUUUGCCAGAGGAGCUGGGCGACUUGUCCGCCUUGCGGCGUCUGUACUUGUCGGACAACAGGCUCUCGGGACCCCUGCCUGCGAAGCUUGGACAGCUCUCGGAGCUGCAAGACCUCCGCCUUGCGUUCAAUCAACUGGAGGGCGUUCUCCCGGAAAGCAUUGGGAUGUUGAGCUCCCUUAGAGCCCUGUCGCUGCAGAGCAACAAGCUUACCGGGCAGCUGCCGGUGGAGAUUGCUAGCCUUGGGAAGCUCCAGCGUCUUCAGCUCUUUAACAAUCAGCUGGUGGAGCCGUUGCCAGCAAAGGCGCUGGGGCAGCUUCGCUCCUUGCAGAUCUUACGCCUCUCCCGAAACCAGUUCGCAGGGAGUCUGCCCAAGGAGCUUGGCCAACUCGCAGACCUGAAGGAGCUGGACCUCUCCCACAACAGCUUCACUGGAAACAUCCCAUCGGAGAUCGGAAGACUGCAGAACCUGGAGCAGCUCAAUCUUCGGAGCAACCUCCUCGAGGGCACUUUGAUGCCCUUAGACUGUCAGGAGCUUCGGAAGCUGGACCUCUCCAGGAAUCGCUUUACGGGAUCUUUGAAACUGAGCCCUGGUCUCCCAAAGCUCCAGAAGCUCUCGUUACGGGGAAAUCGCCUCUCCGGGACCAUUCCGUCCCUUGGGGCCCUGCUGCGGAAAGUGGACCUUGGGGAGAAUCGCUUUUCGGGUGAGUUUCCAGAAGUGGGUAGUCUCACAGGGCUUCUAGAGCUCAAGGUCGACGGAAACCAAAUCUCCGGAGAGCUUUCAGAAGACAUUUGCCGAUCCCAUAGCCUGCAACAGUUUUCCUGCGGCCACAACUUGCUGCAGGGUCGACUUCCGGACUGUUUGUGGAAGAUGCCCAGGCUUCAGCAGUUGUCGCUUCACAGCAAUGGCUUUGUGGGUGUACUUCCCCAGAUCAUCUUGGCACAGAGCCUGGUCAUCCUGACGUUGCAUAAGAAUGCCAUCUCUGGGCCGUUGCCGAAGCGUUUCUUCUCCGAGUUGCCCAACCUCGCUAUCUUGACCUUACAUGGGAAUAGCCUCACGGGAUCCAUCGCAGAUGGGAUGAGUCUCAAGGAACCAUGUCUAGACAAUCCUCACUUCCAGCUUCAGGGCAACGACUGCCGCGACUGGGGUGACCAGACCGAGUCUGGAUGCGAGACUGUUGCAUCUCGCUUCUUGACCCGGGAAGAGCUUCGAGAGCUGAUUGAGAACUGCCCCAGGUCAUGCCAGGAGUGUGAGGAUCCGAGUUGGCAACAGGGGAACAACCCCGUGCUGACGCUUCACCGAAAUGCGUUAUCUUGCGGUCUUCCUGAGAAGGUGACUAGUGCGGCCACUGCGACGGGGACUGCUUUCACUCUUGUCGUCAUGGGGAACAUGGUCGGAGAUGGCCAUGAUCUACCAUCGUGGGUCCACAUUGAAGAGCGGCAAGAGUUCCUCUAUUUUUCGGACCGGGCCCACACAUCCAAUCUCCUCAUAGGCUUUGGUAUGGCCUUCGUUCUCCUGGGCCUGGCCUUCGCUCGAGGUCGUAUCUGGAAGGUGCUCUUCCACGCAGCCCGUUAUGCUCAUGAAAGCUCACAGGUCUCCGCCGUGUCCGAGGCCUGCUUCGGUGUCCUUCGCUUCACGACUUUGUCAUCCAUCUUAUGCUUCGCGAUGCUCCCCCUCUAUCUUUGGGGUGCGACUUACUACAGCUGUGGGCAGCCGCUGUCGCGUACCACUGCCGCCUACCUGAAAGGGCCCUGGGAGACUCUGGUUGUCUGCAUCUCCUGGAGUUUGCUGACCCUCUUCUUUGCAGCCGCCGUGGCUGCCAUGCCCUCCAAGCGCGCGGCAGGUUUGAAAGUUGCUGUGGAACCUGGACCCCGUGGCUGCAAGCUCAUCGGGUUCUGGAUGCUGUGGCUGGUGGUGGUGCUUGCCCUGUCCGUGCCCUCGAUCCUCUUUGCUGUCUCUCAGGCUCUCCCUGCCGGCAACACUUCAGGGCUGAGCCACGAGACUCUGCAGAUUACCCACAGAGCAGCUCCGGCCCUGAUCGUGGCUGUUGACAUGCUUUUGGCAAGUGCCUUGUCAAGAUGCUUCUCGGCGCUCACUGGUAUCCGAACCGAUCGCUUGCUUAUGACAUUGAGACUGUGCUCUACCUGGCUCCUGUCUCUGCUUACGACUUUAGUUCUGCAUGAGAACUGCCUGGCUGGUUGGAAAUUUUUCUGGAGUGUCUGUGAUGCAGGGAGCCCCCGCCAAGAGCUGUUCUCCUUAAGUAUCUGGGACGAAGAAAUGAUGAACACCGAUGCUGACAUGUGUCAACUGGAACCUUCCUGGUGGAAAAAUGGUCGUUGCAGCAGAUCCAUGAUUGAAGGUCUUGCCCCUCUGCUGAUGAAGAAGCUUCUUCUCAGAACGUGCCUUCAGCCGGUCCUGCUGCUCAUCGCAUGGCAGCUGUCGAAGUUGGACUCCGACGAGCGUUCGGAUGGAAGCCGCCAGUUGAGGCUGUUAAAGGUCGGACCAACGACCAGCGGUUGCCUUUUACCGAUACAGCAGCAUGCCCUGCUGACCACAUAUAUGGAGACAACCAUAUUUUGGGGACCACUAAAUCCUUUGGUCAGCUUUUGCGUUGCCACCGCAGCCGCAGUCAACGCGCUCCUCUUCAACAAAGCCGUGACAGAUUUCGGAGUGCGCAUGCCCACGGAUCAUGCAAGCAGCGUCUCCACGCUGUCUCGCGACUACUUGGUGUGCUCUAUAGUAGGCGCGGCAGUCUUUCAGAUGUGGCAUGCGUUUGGAACGGGCAUGAAGGGACAAGUGCUGCUAGUCUUGGCAACCAUGGCCGUGCUUGCCUUCACUUUGGUGCCUUUUGCACCCCUGCACUGCGGUGCAUUUAUUCGGUGCGUGCGAUGGAUCAUCUGGAGACCGGGCAAUACAAACGAAGAGGCCAUUGAGCUGACCUGCCCGGACUCACCAUCAGAGGACAGAUCGAACAUACGGCCGGCCUCGGCCGAUGCGAGUGAGACUUGA
This is a messenger RNA of Symbiodinium sp. CCMP2592, 4284 nucleotides long. Lineage: Eukaryota; Dinophyceae; Suessiales; Symbiodiniaceae. The record is from the annotation of a GenBank genome assembly.